GCGCAGCAGGCACUGCAAAGCGCAGCAGGCUGUCACCUCCCCUCCGUCGAGCUGUCAGUGACAGCAGCACACAUGAAGCUCAAUGCUGCUGCAGACGGAGAGUUGACCACCCGUUGAUUUUACGUCUAAAUAACCGCUCCUCGGCGUUUUAAUUCAAACGGGUCAAAGACAUGACAGGAUACACCCCUGUCAUCUCUACGGUGUGACACGGGGCGCGUGGGAGGAGGGCUGAGCUGCUGCUAUCUAACGUUAACAGUUAGCUUGCAGGCUAACGGUAGCUCGCUGGUGAACGGAGUCCGGUUGUGUUUAGUGCCGUCAGUUGGCUAGCGUUACAUAGCUGGCUCGCUAGCGAAGGUCGGAUGAGCUAACGCUAGCUGGAAGUCAAGAGCGUUCAGUUAGUCAUUCAGCAUCAUUGAUGUGUCAUUUUGACAAUUUGCUUUAAGGCUGCGUAAUAAUUAGUGUUUUUAUUUGUCACGGAGCAUCUAAUUUCCCCUGUUUAAUACGUGUGUUAAUUGUUACUGAAUUUAUCGUUGAUGUUUGCUAGCUAGCUACUCGGCUAUGCUAACGCCAGCUCAGUGAGAUCUCGCAUCACAGGGGACUAGCUAGUGAAGGAAGGAAGAGAGGUGACUUAUGAUGCGGGCUGAGGGAAGCGGUGGACUGUCGGGCGAAGGAGAGCAGCAGUAUUAGCUUAAACACGUCGUAUUUUAUCAAACUACAUCUUGCCGAGGUAGGGCCAUAUCGUCAAUCAAUCUCUGUGAGACGUUGGAUGAAGAAAGUAAUUUAGGCACUUUGAUUUGCGUGCUGGCUAAAUGAAUAGUAUUUGUGUAACUGAGUCGUGAGCUAGUGGCCACUGUGCCAGCUUCAAAGGGAAGACACUCAGUCAAGAUUAUCUCACAGACUGCAAUAACCAGCCAGUUUGCUUAAAGAUGGCUUCGGCGAGCAGUAUUGCCGCAGCUAUUGCGAGCAAAACGAAGACCAAGAAAAAACACUUCGUCGCUCAGAAAGUGAAGCUCUUCCGUGCCAGCGACCCGCUGCUCAGCGUGCUUAUGUGGGGAGUCAACCAUUCGAUAAAUGAGUUGAGCCACGUUCAGAUUCCCAUCAUGCUCAUGCCUGAUGACUUCAAGGCCUACUCUAAGAUCAAAGUGGACAACCACCUCUUCAACAAGGAGAACAUGCCCAGCCAUUUCAAGUUCAAGGAGUACUGCCCUCUGGUGUUUCGAAACCUCAGAGAGAGGUUUGGCAUCGACGAUCAGGACUUCUUGAACUCUCUGACACGCAGCGCUCCCUUGAACAGUGACGCCCAGGGACGGAGCGGGGCCCGCUUCCAUACCUCUUAUGACAAACGCUACGUCGUCAAGACCAUCACCAGCGAGGAUGUGGCAGAGAUGCAUAACAUUCUGAAGAAAUAUCAUCAGUUCAUCGUGGAGUGCCAUGGCAACACGCUGCUGCCUCAGUUUCUGGGGAUUUACCGGCUGACCGUGGAUGGAGAUGAGACCUACAUGAUUGUUACGCGCAAUGUCUUCUCUCACAGACUUUCCGUCUUCAAAAAAUAUGAUCUGAAGGGUUCCACUGUGGCAAGAGAGGCCAGCGAUAAGGAGAAGCAGCCGCCCCAACCAGAGGAUGUGCCCCCGCGGCCCAAAUCUGGUAACGUUCAGCAAAGGCUGCAAACACUGCGGAUUGCCACGCGCUUUUACUGCGCCAUGAAACACGUAAGAGAUGCCAAGGAGCUGCCCACCUACAAGGACAAUGACUUCAUCAAUGACGGGCAGAAGAUCCACAUUGACGGGGAGAACAAGAAAAUGUUCCUGGAGAAGCUUCGGAAAGAUGUGGAGUUCCUGGCCCAGCUGAAGCUCAUGGACUACAGUCUGCUGGUGGGGAUCCACGAUGUGGACCGAGCCGAGCAAGAAGAUGUGGAGAGCGAGGACAACGAUGCAGAGGAUGAGGGCGAGAGUGACGGAGGGGGUGUUGGAACGCCCCCCGACAGUCCCAGCAACACUCUGGACAGCAACAAGCCUCUGUCACCUGGAGAGUUUGAUCCCGCCAUCGACGUCUACGCCAUCAAAAGCAAUGAUGGUGCUCCCAGGAAGGAGGUUUACUUCAUGGCUAUCAUAGACAUCCUGCAGCAUUACGAUGCCAAGAAGAAAGCUGCUCACGCCGCCAAAACUGUCAAACACGGGGCCGGAGCGGAGAUCUCCACGGUGAACCCAGAGCAGUACUCCAAGAGGUUUCACGAUUUCAUCACCACUAUCCUGUCAUAGCCUCCAGGAGUGACAGGGGGCACAGAGGCACAUGGGAAAGGGAGGGCAAGUGGGGAAAAGGGCGAGGAAGAGAGGUGACGGAGAGAAAACCCAUCGAGAGGCUGAAUUAAUAAGGUGCUGUGAUGGCUUUGUAUCACUCUCCCUCUCCUCAUCCCUCCCUGUUUGUCUCUCUCUCCUUCAGUGGCGUGCCACGCUCUGCAGCUAUAAAAAGAAACCAUUAUUCGUUUACAUUUAACCUCUCCUCUGUUGACUUUUGUUUAUGUGUUACUUUGGAUGAUAAGGGUGUUGAAAGCAAGCGUCCAAGUCAUUACGUUUAUUUUAUUUUUAUAUCAUUUGUUUUUGUCUGUAUGGUUGUGUUUGUGGGAAUAUGGCUUUUUUUUUAUUGCCUCUAAUACAACAUCCAGCACCCUGCUUUUUUAUUUUAUUUUGAUGUUUGUGAUUGUCUUCCCCUUAUGAUGUGUAGGGGGAGGUAGGGGAGGGUAUGAUGUGUAUAGUGUGAGUGCAGAGGUCAGAUUACAGCACAAGGUGAGGUCCCUCUUGCAAAGGGAAGGCUUACGGGAUGUAACGAGGAAGUUCAUGUUGAGCCUCUCCUAAUGCAGUCUUCCAAUAGGCCAACAGAUGCACCCCCACCCACCCAAAUGCUACAAAAAUACUCAGCCAAACAAAUCUUCCCAUUUGAGUUCCUCCUGCGUCACACCCCAUCCCCACCCGCCCCUUCGUGUACAGCUAAUGACUUCUGGGUUAUCUCCUUGCCACACACUUACCUCUCAGUCGCUGAGAUGAGUUCACUAGUUGUCCCCAACACUUUGUUGUGAUGCACAGUGACGAAGGAUGAUUAAGGGAAGGACCUUAUGAUGAGGAGAGGAGGGAUUGGAGCACACAGUACGUGUUGUUUACUUGCAUUCCCUCUGAAUAUGUUGGGCAUUGUUUUCUGUUCCCGUGGCAGCGGAUGACCCAGAAGUCCUGUGUGACUUUAGUGAUUCAGAGUCACUCCGUGUUAUAGCUUCAUAUAGGGUGUCAGAUUGAAACAUCAACAGCCCUUAACUUUCUGUUGCCAUCAGCACCUUAUGAGUAAAUCAAAAAUGUUGCACUUUUAUUUGUUAUUAGAGGUUAGGAGCUCUUGUUCUGUUACAUGCGCUGCAACAAAGGAAAGGGAACUCUGCUCUCUUAGAAAUCUUUAGGGGCCUGAUCUUAAAUCCCGUCUCCUCCACAUUUUCUCGGGUGCUUCUUACUGCAGGGAUUGGUUGAGAAGACUUUACUGCAAUACGGGAAGUUCUGUUUACAGGGCUUUUGUAAACUUGCCUUUCCAAUCCUUUUUAAAAGCGCCCGGUGGUGUCGUGGUGGAGGGUUUUGGGAGCAGGGCAGGCAGCAGACCGUUUACCUCCAGCAUCGUACCAGCACACACUCAAUGAUGGCGAGUGUUGUGUGUGUGUGUGUCAGUGUUCAAAAGUUAUAAAGGGAGAGAAAGGGGGGGGGGGGGGGGGGGGGGGAGUAGCUGCAGAGGUAAAGAGACGCGUUGUUAUGUAAUCAACACCAGCAGCAUCGUUCUCUUCCCUAACCUCGGCUGGUAUUCAUCGUUGUUCGUGUUGUUGUUGACAGUUUUAAAGGUGGUUUAUCUGUGUUUGAAUUUGGCGGUUUUAUGAAUUGAUAAUACAUUCUUUUUUUUCUGUUUGAGGUUUUUUGUAUAUUUUGCACAAGAGGAAAGGAACCAAAUGUUAUGAAUACGAUCCCAAUUAGUUGAUACGGUCUUAACAAGGGAAAUGCAAUAUACUUGUGUGUAAGUGAAAAAGUUGUUGUGCGUGUGACGUUGUGUAUCACUUCUGGAUAACCAACUAAAACAAGUAAAGUCGUCCUCUUUGACUAUUGUAACCCAUGCAAAAAGCUUCCAUCACAAUAUGUUUGUUUAGAUAUCAUAGAAUAUAUUCACAUUUAUAUUUUUACAUUGGAUUUUAGUCAUGAAAUAUAGUUGUAUUUAAAAAAGAAAAGAAAAAAAGAAAGGAGCCACCCGUGGGAAUGAAUGAUGGUGCUGUGGUAAAUGAAGAAAUGAUGCUGCUUGAAUUUACAAAAUAUUCACUAUAGAUGUACAAAAAAAAAAAGAAAAAGUCAUAAAAAAAAUUGCAUGUCACAGGACUAAGUUUCCUUCCCUCUCGUCUGUGUUGUUGGCUGUUCAGGUUCUCUUCGUGUCCCUACACUUUACCCAGAUUUGUGAGCUGUUCAGCGUAAAAUAGUCCCUACCAUGCUUUAAAUAACUGUUUUUCAUUGUAUACACUGUGCAAGAUGUGUGCCUUUAUACUCCAAAAUUAUUUAAUUUUAUAUUUUGUAAUCUUUUUUUAAAACAAAGGUUAUUUUAAUAUUAGGGUGUUUACUUUGACAUACAUUAUUUCCAACUUUAUUUUCACCCCUCCUGCUCAUUCUUCUUCCACUCCAGCACCUCUGUAUUUAGAUUUGUUAAUAUUAUUCAGUCAGUUAAACAAAACCAUUCUAAUGAUUGUGUUUUAACCGGACGUGAAUAGCUGUCUUAAAUUUGAAUAUGGUGGAUCGGUUUUGAUUCUGUAAAUUCAAACCUAUCAUUGUGAUUAUUCAGUGUACAGGCGUCCCUCUCCUGAGGUCUGCUGAUAUUAAUCCCUUGUUUGCUCACGCUGGUCCUGCCUUUAUAAAGAACGUGUGUGUGUGUGUGUGUGUGUGUGUGUGUGUGUGUGUGUGGAAUGUGAUUGUGUUUUGUUGUGCUCCUCCUCGCUAACUGACGGCUGCCCCCAACUCAGGAGUCUGUCAGCAUCUCCAUCACGUUUACCUUCUUAACCACAGAUUUCAGGAAUGUGAUUUUGUUUUUUGUUUUUUUUACGUGUUUGUCCAAAAUUUCACUUCUCGUCGUUGAUGUAAAACUCCUUCUCAUUUCUGAAACAGGUUUAUGUUCUCUUGUUUUGUGUAACCCAGAUCACCUGCUUGUUAUCAGGGAGGUCACCAGCUGAUAGUUCCUCCUGAGUCAGUGGUUAAUUGAUAUUUCAGUGUUCUUUCACUAUUAAUGGGCUGUUUUGUUUCUAUUGUCACGUAGCUCAUACUGUACAUAAGUUGUGUCAUAAAGAAAACAGGGAAUGAGGGAACACACUCUUCUCAUCUGCUUUGCUCUGUUCGAGGCUACCCUGUAGUCAGACAUAAGCAAGUAGGAAACAGAGCAGUGCAUGCUGGGAGAGUGAGUUUCUUUUUCUGUUUCUGUUUUUGGGAAUAUUAACUCUGGAUCUCAUGUAAGGAAGGCGAUGAUGAUGCCAGACUUUAACAGAUGCAAAUUAAAGACGAUAAUAACACACACGCCCUGCUGCUGUACCUUGAAUUUAAGGCUUUUGUGACUUCUCUCACGAAUGAGCUCCUUCACCCAUUAACCCAACAGUGAUCCUGCUGCCACGUUAACUUGCCAAAAGCAUCUUUCAGCAGUCAGAACUCGCCACAUGAGCUUGAAGAACAUUGUGUAUAGUGUAAUGUGUCUGUUUGUUUGAACUGAAUUUGUUUUUUACAUGCACAGGGAGAUGGAGUGAGGUGUGCAUCACUGAUAUGUGAACAUGUCCAAAGUUAUGAGAAACAACCCCUGUGUUCAUGUGGUGUAUCAAGUGUUAAGGGAAAAUUUGAUUGCAAAUGAGCGGAGGCCAGGCAAUAUCUGCAGGGAUGGAAACAUUUCCUUUGGCCUUAGGAUAAAAAAAUAAUUUAAAAAAAGCUUUGUGGAGAAAAGAUCAUUUAGAAAGUGAAUCCUAUGAAUGUGCAUGCACAAGUCAAGUCAACACACGGCCAGGAAACAUGCCCUCCUGCAGUUGAGCUUUGGUCUCACAAAAGUCCCAAGUACUUUUAGACUACAUCUAAAAGACUUACGCAUUAGUGUAUGCACGUGUGUAUGUGUGAGUGUGUGUUUUUUGCUGUCUGACAAUGGUUGGUGAGAGUUCCCUUUCAGUGGCAGAGAGGCCAAAAUUAUGAUGUAUGUUUAUUGUUCUUCACAUUUAAUGAUGAUGAUGAUAAUACACUCCAUCCCAUAAGCUUCACUCAAACCAAUUAAAGCACUUGUUCUGCUUAACUCAA
Cottoperca gobio is the source of this 6320-nucleotide messenger RNA. RefSeq names its product phosphatidylinositol-5-phosphate 4-kinase, type II, alpha a (gene pip4k2aa). Gene Ontology annotation, cellular component: plasma membrane. Gene Ontology annotation, biological process: phosphatidylinositol phosphate biosynthetic process. The record is from RefSeq and is a predicted model, not a curated record. Gene Ontology annotation, molecular function: 1-phosphatidylinositol-5-phosphate 4-kinase activity; 1-phosphatidylinositol-4-phosphate 5-kinase activity. Lineage: Eukaryota; Metazoa; Chordata; Actinopteri; Perciformes; Bovichtidae. The coding region runs from base 927 to 2258 and encodes 443 amino acids. The transcript is spliced from 11 exons.